GUAGUAGUUGUGUGUAGAUUAGAUAAGAUAGUGUUUGUGAGGUGUGUGAAGUAGUGGUGUGUAGAUUAGAUAAGUUAGUGUUUGUGAGGUGUGUGUAGUAGUUGUGUGUGUGUGUAAGAUGUCCGAGCUGAACGCUUGUGCAGGGACGGCUGUAUUUGUGUUGUCCCUUUUAUCGGUGCCUUUGUCCUACAGCUUUAAUCACCUCAUCACUACACAAAGUACUGAGACUGUACUCAUUGCUGCUGUAUCGGUUGUUGUGGUUUUAUCCCACCUGGCUGGAGUCCUGCUGAAGCAGAGGGCGCCGACUGAUCCUCUGUUCUAUGUGUUUGCUCUGUAUGCAUUACUGAGUGUUGUAAACCUUAUAAUUGGCCUUGAGCAGGAUGGAAUCAUCGACAGCUUCGUGACCUUUUACCUGAAGCAGGCAAAUCCUCACAUCAACACUGCUCAUGGUCACAUGAUCUCGUACUGGGAUGGCUGCGCUCACUAUCUUAUGUACCUGCUGAUGGUGGCUGCAAUAACAUGGGGGGAGAGUUACAGGCUGAUCGGUCUGUACUGGCUCGGCUCCUUCCUCAUGCAGGUUAUUGUCUACAUUCCAGGCAGUGUGGUGGGUAAAUAUGGUGCUCAGCUGAAUGCUCUGUUUCUGCUCCACCUGCUCUACGUGUCUGUCUCUGUGUGGGCCUGUUUUAGAGUCUUUAUCCAGCCUGCAACACGAGACAUACCACCAACAAACGUUCAGUGUGAACAAAUGAAGUCACUGUUACACAGACCUGUGGAUUUGUUCUUCAUACUCGGCCUCAUCAUUACCUCAAUCUUCUCCGUUCUCAGAGGCCUGGUGGUGCUGGACUGUCCUGCUGAUUGGUGUCGUGAUUAUGUGCUAAAUUAUGAACCAUACCUCAAAGACACCUCAGCAUAUCCGACUGUACAGAUGUUAGUGAACAUGCUCUACUCCACUCCGUGUGUUAUAAUGAUGAUGUAUGGACUGUGUGUUCCGGGCUGUGAUUGGCUGCCAGACCUGAGUCUGGUGCAUGCUGGGGCCAUCGCUCAGGCUCAGUUCUGUCACAUUGGAGCAUCGCUACACACCCGGACUCCCGUCAUGUACCGCAUUCCAAGUGAGCGACUGCUCUUCUUCUGCACCUUUAACCUGUUUUAUGCUUUAAUACCUCAAGCUCUAAGUUACCGAUGCAUCAGCCGUCCUGCCUUCUUCAUCAGCACAACCCAACACAGCCGAACCAACUGACCCUCCCUGCUACAUAACAUCAGGACUACAGGGAGGCUACAGUGUCCCCUCAGUACUGACCCUCCUUACAACUCCCCCUCAGUACUGACCCUCCUUACAACACCCCCUGAGGACUGACCCUCCCUACAA
Messenger RNA from Silurus meridionalis, 1366 nucleotides. RefSeq names its product transmembrane 6 superfamily member 1-like. The record is from RefSeq and is a predicted model, not a curated record. Gene Ontology annotation, cellular component: lysosomal membrane. Lineage: Eukaryota; Metazoa; Chordata; Actinopteri; Siluriformes; Siluridae. The transcript has 10 exons. Bases 119 to 1237 code for a protein of 372 amino acids.